Messenger RNA from Dicrocoelium dendriticum, 2154 nucleotides. The record is from the annotation of a GenBank genome assembly. Lineage: Eukaryota; Metazoa; Platyhelminthes; Trematoda; Plagiorchiida; Dicrocoeliidae.
UAUCAAACAUCGCACAUCGAUUCACUGCAAUAGGCCGCACGUAAUUUGAGUGCACCGCAUCGAUGAAAUGGACAUUCCGUUCCGUUCAUAAUUUUCAUUGAACUCUGUGGCUGUGUUAUCCCUUCAUUGGGUCGCUACAUUUUCCUUCACUACUAGAUGAGAGCAAACAACUGGAUUUUGCGUCUCCUACUGACUCUGUUUCACUUCCAUAUCUCUCGGGCUAUAAUUCCCAAGGCAUGUGUGCAUAAUAUUACUGCUCUGGGUGGCAGUGGUGUUUGCUGCCCGACUCCGGCCGGGGCGAAAUAUCCGUGUGGUGGAAAGGGGAUUGGAACUUGUCAGCGUCUGUUCAUUCAAUUGGAAGUGCUGCCGACGCAUUUAUUGGUCGAUGACCGAAUGCACUGGCCGUCAAGAUUUUUCAAAUAUGCCUGCAGCUGUGAAGGCAACUACUUCGGAAUUGCAUGUGACGAGUGCUGGUUCGGAUGGAAAGGACCGUUGUGCAAUCAAAGAGAUGAGGUGGUGCGUCGUAACGUGCUCGCAUUCAAUGCAAAAGAGCGUGAUAUGUUCGUCAACAUUGUUGCAAAAACGGCCGAAAUACCAACGAAAUAUCUCAUUCUAUUCGAGGGUGACAAAGUCCACUCUGAUCCACUGUGGAAACCAAGGUUUCUGGAUGUAGAUUUGAAAUACUUUCUCGUUUUCUUGCAUGAAUAUCCUAGCAGAAGCACUCUGCAUCCAACACCUGAGGAAUGUCGUUAUUACCCAAAGAUUGAUAACAAUCAUAACGUGGUUGGCUUUGCAACUUGGCAUCGAUAUUUCGUCUUGUUUUGGGAGCGCGAAUUAAGGAAAAUUGCUUCAAAAAUGUACGGCUGGGACGAUUUUGCUGUACCGUAUUGGGACUGGGUGGAUGCGACAGAGUGCGAAGUGUGUGUGAACAGUUUGGUCGGUGCCCCAGGUCCGUAUGUGCAUGGGCUCCGCCUGCUUCAUCCUGAAAGCCCGUUUUCUAGAUGGAUUGAACAUUGCAGCAUGCCUAGUGAACGUACUAAAUGUUACGGGUGCCACGACGUGUGGCCAAACUUUAAACCCUUGCAUCGGGACUAUCGACAUAACGAGUUUCCCGGCACUCAUGAGAUUCAAUUUACCUUAAGUCGUAAAAGCUUUUAUCUUCCACAAAAGACCGAAGACGUGGGCAAAUGCCGAGGAUUCCACCAAGCUCUGGAGGGAUUCUGUGGGUCUCCUGAAGCCAAUGGGGACCAAAUGUACAUGCAUAACAGGGUACAUAAUAUGGUUACUGGGAGCUUUUGUUGUGCCGCAACUGCUGCAAAUGACCCUCUGUUUUUACUACACCACAGUCAAGUGGAUCGAAUCAUGCAGGUCUGGUUCGAACAUUACCGACCGAGGGUAACAGAGUAUCCAAAUCACGGAGUGGAGCCUGGCAGCUGUCGAGAAUGCAACAUGGUCGGCUUCAUCCCCACAGUGCGAAAUGUGCAAAUGUUUGUGGACAUGCGUGAUCUCGGCAUACAUUACGACAAUUACUACUUUGGAAAACAUGGAUAUGAUGGAAGUUUGUUUAUCAAGUUUGGUCCAUCUUAUUUCGUCACCAAGUGAACCAGGUUUGGCGCUGUUCAGGUUCAAACUAUUCUCGCCUUCCUAACCUCUCACUUCCGAGUCUGACAUCCACCGCACAUAAUUUAUUGGUAUAACUGUGAUCAAUCCCAUGGUGUGUGGCUAUCCAGAGUAUAGAAUACUGUACUAGCUAAUAAAGCCAUCCUAUGCUUUACCAUAAACGGAACUUGGCUGGCAGAUACAUGCUAAAUAGUUUGAAAUUCAAUCCCGAGUAAGUGCCUAAUAUACAUGAGCAAAUAACUACCGUGAUGUAACAAUUCACUUCCUGGCUUUAGUUUGUUUCGUAAGCAGAUAUAAAUUUAUUUGGUUUAUGAGCCAGCCUUCUUUUCUUUAUCGCUGGCCUGCAUGGCUUGUGGUAAUAAUUACAGCGAAGUAUUCCUUGUAAAACAACUUUUCCAUCAUUUUGUUUCACACAGGACAGCAGAGCUGCUAAUCACUUCUUUACGCACACCUGACUGUGACACGGAAUUUCCUUCUGUUUAAACACAUUGACAGUUCGCGAUAAAUAAAUCUGGUUCCUGUUCAGCUUCUUCC